GCUGCUUGAUGUGUUCGCUUUGUGCAGUGUGCAUAAGUUAGAUCUGUCUCUAGUGUUUGAGCAUAUUGACCUGGAUUUAGCAUCCUACCUGAAGAACGUGCCCAAGUGUGGACUGCCCCGUGAAAAGAUUCAGGACUUGACGUGCCAGUUGCUGAGCGGUCUGGAUUUCCUGCACACCCACAUGGUAAUUCACCGGGAUCUGAAGCCGGAGAACAUUCUGAUCAGCAGCCGGGGACAGAUUAAAGUGGCGGACUUCGGCCUGGCGCGCCUCUACAGCUUCAACAUGGCGCUGACGCCCAAA
Molecule: messenger RNA, 301 nt
Organism: Polyodon spathula (Mississippi paddlefish)
Lineage: Eukaryota; Metazoa; Chordata; Actinopteri; Acipenseriformes; Polyodontidae
Product: cyclin-dependent kinase 6-like
Exons: 2
Biological process (GO): G1/S transition of mitotic cell cycle; protein phosphorylation; signal transduction
Cellular component (GO): nucleus; cyclin-dependent protein kinase holoenzyme complex; cytoplasm
Molecular function (GO): cyclin-dependent protein serine/threonine kinase activity; ATP binding; cyclin binding
Source: RefSeq, a predicted model, not a curated record